CACAGUACACAGGAACAGCACUGUCUCGUUCUCCUGUGUCAUCUGCGACUGAUAUAACAUCACCAGAAUCCCAGUACACAGAAUCACCACUCUCUACUUCUCCUGUGUCAUCUGCGACUGAUAUCACAUCUCCAGAAUCACAGUACACAGGAUCACCUCUGUAUAGUUCUCCUGUGUCAUAUGUGACUGAUAUCACAUCUGCAGAAUCACAGUACACAGGAUCACCACUGUCUAGUUCACCUGUACCAACCGUGACUGAUCUCACAUCACCGGUGUCCCAGCAGACAGAGACAAUGACUGCAAGUGUUCCUGUACCAACUGUGACAGGUGCUUCUGACGCGACUGUGCUAACAUCACCUAUGAGCCCCAUGUCCACAUCUGCAGUGUCACAGCAAACAACAUAUGAGACAUCGUCUGUUUCUGUGUCACCAAGUGAUUCUACUUCUACCGAGGUAUAUUCAUCUCAAACAGCCGUGACAUCUGACAUAUCUGAUCAAACAUCUCCAGAAUCACAGUACACAGGAUCACCACUGUCUAGUUCGGCUGUAUCAUCUGUGACUGAUAUAACAUCUCCAGAAUCACAGUACACAGGAUCACCUCUGUCUAGUUCUUCUGUGUCAUCUGCGACUGAUAUCACAUCUCCAGAAUCACAGUACACAGGAUCACCUCUGUCUAGUUCUCCUGUGUCAUCUGUGACUGAUAUCACAUCUCCAGAAUCAAUACAAACAGAUCUAACAUCUCAAGAAAUAACAUCUUCUUUCACAUCAUCAAGAGGUCCAUUGGUAACAAGUGCCCGAUCGGCUUUUUCACUAUCAUCAAUCGCAGUGAGUUCUAUAUCAUCUAUAUCGGCUUCAUCACCAGAAUCCAUGGCUUCUACAUCUGCUGCUUCACACGUAACAUCCAGUUUUACAUCUGAGCAGUCAAGCCACCUCACGCGCUCAGAGGAAGCAACUCCCUCUGAUUCUCUUGCAUCAACAUCUCCGAAAUUUCAAGAAACAACAUCAUCGUUGGCAUCAUUAGCAUCGCCUGGUGCGGCUUCCUCAACGCCGUCGCAGGCCGUCACGUCUCCAGCUUCACAGCCGACCGCGACUUUCUGGUCCAUCGCCGCGGUAACGACCGUCGCCCUGACCACAGCCACCGAAUCUCGGGCCCCCGAGGCCCCGGCGACGCUGAACGAGACGAUGGUCGCCAUGGCGGCCCCCGAUCCUCGCUUAUCCGAGUCUCCCGACGAGCAGACAUUCAGCCUCAGGUUCAAAGUUCUCAACAAGGAGUUUGUCCCGGAGCUUCGCGAUCGGAGCUCGGACGAGUUCCAACAACUGUCGACUGAUUUGAAUAAGGAGGUGAAAUCCAUUUUCAAGAGUGGGCCACUUUCGAAGCAUUUUCGACGGAGCAAAAUACAUUCGUUCAGCAAAGGUUCGGUGAACUGCGGCGGAACUCUGAAGUUUAAUAAGCCAAAAGACAGGGAGAUACUGGCAGAAGAUGUUCACGAGCAGUUCGUCGGCGGAACGACUGGAGGCAAUGCCUUAGGACCAUUUGCCCUUGCGUGUGGCAGCAGUUCGGUAGAUGACGUACAUCAGGAUGCCAAAGAUUGUACGUUCACAACUCUUUACACGACCGUGGCCACGCUCCCAGGAAAGACAUCUAAAUCUGACCAAACCGAUGCAUCAACGCUAGCAGAAACAUCAAGUGCACCUGUGACGGCUGAGACGGCUGCCGCAACGAUGAUCCCACCGACUGUGUCCUCAGGGCAAGCGUCGUCUGUCAGCGUGCUAUCUACAUCGCCUCUUUCACUUCGGACGAGUCCCUUCUCCACAUCUCUUGCCGUCACGUCUCCAGCUUCACAGCUGACCGCGACAUUCUCGUCCAUCGCCGCUGUAACGACCAUCGCCCUGACCACAGCCGCCGAGUCUCGGGCCCCAGAGGCCCCGGCGACGCUGAACGAGACGAUGGUCGCCAUGGCGGCCCCCGAUCCACGCUUAUCCGACUCCCCCGAUGAGCAGACGUUCAGCCUCAGGUUCAAAGUUCUCAACAAGGAGUUUGUCCCGGAGCUUCGCGAUCGGAGCUCGGACGAGUUCCAACAACUGUCGACUGAUUUGAAUAAGGAGGUGAAAUCCAUUUUCAAGAGUGGGCCCCUUUCGAAGCAUUUUCGACGGAGCAAAAUACAUUCGUUCAGCAAAGGUUCGGUGAACUGCGGUGGAACUCUGAAGUUUAAUAAGCCAAAAGACAUGGAGAUACUGGCAGAAGAUGUUCACGAGCAGUUCGUCGGCGGAACGACUGGAGGCAAUGCCUUAGGACCAUUUGCCCUUGCGUGUGGCAGCAGUUCGGUAGAUGACGUACAUCAGGAUGCCAAAGAUUGUACGUUCACAACUCUUUACACGACCGUGGCCACGCUCCCAGGAAAGACAUCUAAAUCUGACCAAACCGAUGCAUCAACGCUAGCAGAACCAUCAAGUGCACCUGUGACGGCUGAGACGGCUACCUCUACAAUGAUCCCACCGAAUGUGUCCUCAGGGCAAUCGUCGUCUGUCAGCGCGCUAUCUACAUCGCCUCUUUCACUUCGGACGAGUCCCUUCUCAACAUCUCUUGUGUCUCCAAGUGACUCUGCUUCUACUGACCUAUAUUCAGAUCAAACAUCUGACUCAUCUGAACAAACAUCAGAACCAACUUCACCAGAAUCAUGGCAAACAACACUGUCAUCAUCAUCAUCAUCUACAGCAAGUGGUCCAUCAUCACCUCGGGUUUCUUCUGUAUCAUCCGUAUCUUCUUCUGUGGCUUCUGCAUCUGCUCUGUCUCUUGGAACAAGUCAACCUCUUGUGUCAUCUGUUUCUCCACAAUCACAGUACACAGGAUCACCACUGUCUAGUUCUCCUGUGUCAUCAGUGACUGAUAUCACAUCUCCAGAAUCACAGUACACAGGAUCAGCACUGUCUAGUUCACCUGUACCAACCGUGACUGAUCUCACAUCACCGGUGUCCCAGAAGACAGAGACAAUGACUGCAAGUGUUCCUGUACCAACUGUGACGGUUGCUUCUGACAUGACUGUGCUAACAUCACCUAUGAGCCCCAUGUCCACAUCUGCAGUGUCACAGCAAACAACAUCUGAGACAUCGUCUGUUUCUGUGUCACAAAGCGAUGCUGCUUCUACCGAGCUAUAUUCAUCUCAAACAGCCAUGACAUCUGACAUAUCUGAUCAAACAUCUCCAGAAUCACAGUAUACAGGAUCACCACUCUCUAGUUCUCCUGUGUCAUCUAUCACUGAUAUCACAUCUCCAGAAUCACAGGACACAGGAUCACCUGUGUCUAGUUCUUCUGUGACAUCUGUGACUGAUAUCACAUCUCCAGAAUCACAGUACACAGGAUCACCGCUGUCUGAUUCUCCUGUACCAGAUGUGGCAGCUGCUUCGACUGUACUAACAUCAUCACCUCUGAGUCUCUUCUCCACAUCUCAUGUGUCACAACAAACAACCUCUGAGGCAUCAUCUGUUUCUGUGUCCCCAAGUGACUCUGCUUCUACUGAGCUAUAUUCAGAUCAAACAUCUGACUCAUCUGAACAAACAUCAGAACUAACUUCACCAGAAUCAUGGCAAACAACACUGUCAUCAUCAUCAUCAUCUACACCAAGUGGCCCAUCAUCACCUGGGGGUUCUUCUGUAUCAUCCGUAUCUUCUUCUGUGGCUUCUGCAUCUGCUCUUUCUCUUGAAACAAGUCAACCUCUUGUGCCAUCUGAUUCUCCAGAAUCACAGUACACAGGAUCAACACUCUCUAGUUCUUCUGUGUCAUCUUUCACUGAUAUCACAUCUCCAGAAUCACAGUACACAGGAUCACCACUGUCUAGUUUACCUGUACCAACCGUGUCUGAUCUCACAUCACCGGUGUCUCAGAAGACAGAGACAAUGACUGCAAGUGUUCCUGUACCAACUGUGACGGCUGGGUCUGACGCGACUGUGCUAACAUCACCUAUGAGCCCCAUGUCCACAUCUGCAGUGUCACAGCAAACAACAUCUGAGACAUCGUCUGUUUCUGUGUCACAAAGCGAUGCUGCUUCUACCGAGCUAUAUUCAUCUCAAACAGCCGUGACAUCUGACAUAUCUGAUCAAACAUCUCCAGAAUCACAGUAUACAGGAUCACCACUCUCUAGUUCUCCUGUGUCAUCUGUCACUGAUAUCACAUCUCCAGAAUCACAGUUCACAGGAUCAGCACUGUCUAGUUCUUCUCGGUCAUCUGCGACUGAUUUCACAUCUCCAGAAUCACAGUACACAGGAUCACCUCUGUCUAGUUCUCCUGUGUCAUCUAUCACUGAUAUCACAUCCCCAGAAUCACAGUAUACAGGAUCACCAGUGUCUAGUUCUCCUGCGUCAUCUGUCACUGAUAUCACAUCUUCAGAAUCACAGUACACAGGAUCACCUCUGUCUAGUUCUUUUGUGUCAUCUGUGACUGACAUCACAUCUUCAGAAUUACAGUACACAGAAUCACCAUUGUCUAGUUCUCCUGUGUCAUCUGUGACUGACAUCACAUCUCCAGAAUCACAGUACACAGCAUCACCAAUGUCUAGUUCUCCUGUGUCAUCUAUGACUGAUAUCACAUCUCCAGAAUCACAGUUCACAGGAUCACCUCUGUCUAGUUCUUCUGUGACAUCUGUGACUGAUAUCACAUCUCCAGAAUCACAGUACACAGAAUCACCAGUGUCUAGUUCUCCUGUGUCAUCUGUCACUGAUAUCACAUCUCCAGAAUCACAGUUCACAGGAUCACCAGUGUCUAGUUCUUCUGUGACAUCUGCGACUGAUAUCACAUCUCCAGAAUCACAGUACACAGGAUCACCUCUGUCUAGUUCUCCUGUGUCAUCUGCCACUGAUAUCACAUCUCCAGAAUCACAGCACACAGGAUCACCACUGUCUGAUUCUCCUGUACCAGAUGUGUCAGCUGCUUCGACUGUACUAACAUCAUCAUCUCUGAGUCUCUUCUCCACAUCUCCUGUGUCACAACAAACAACCUCUGAGGCAUCAUCUGUUUCUGUGUCCCCAAGAGACUCUGCUUCUACUGAGCUAUAUUCAGAUCAAACAUCUGACUCAUCUGAACAAACAUCAGAACCAACUUCACCAGAAUCAUGGCAAACAGCACUCUCAUCAUCAUCAUCAUCUACACCAAGUGGCCCAUCACCUGGGGGUUCUUCUGUAUCAUCCGUAUCUUUUUCUGUGGCAUCUGCGUUUGCUCUUUCUCUUGAAACAAGUCAACCUCUUGUGUCAUCUGUUUCCUCUAUCACAUCUCCAGAAUCACAAUACACAGGAUCACCUCUGUCUAGUUCUGCUGUGUCAUCUGUGACUGAUAUCACAUCUCCAGAAUCACAGUUCACAGGAUCACCUCUGUCUAGUUCUUCUGUGACAUCUGUGACUGAUAUCACAUCUCCAGAAUCACAGUACACAGAAUCACCAGUGUCUAGUUCUCCUGUGUCAUCUGUCACUGAUAUCACAUCUCCAGAAUCACAGUACACAGGAUCACCGCUGUCUGAUUCUCCUGUACCAGAUGUGGCAGCUCCUUCGACUGUACUAACAUCAUCACCUCUGAGUCUCUUGUCCACAUCUCCUGUGUCACAACAAACAACCUCUGAGGCAACAUCUGUUUCUGUGUCCCCAAGUGACUCUGCUUCUACUGAGCUAUAUUCAGAUCAAACAUCUGACUCAUCUCAACAAACAUCAGAACUAACUUCACUAGACUCAUGGCAAACAACACUGUCAUCAUCAUCAUCAUCUACACCAAGUGGCCCAUCAUCACCUGGGGGUUCUUCUGUAUCAUCCGUAUCUUCUUUUGUGGCUUCUGCAUCUGCUCUUUCUCUUGAAACUAGUCAACCUCUUGUGUCAUCUGAUUCUCCAGAAUCACAGUACACAGGAUCAACACUCUCUAGUUCUUCUGUGUCAUCUAUCACUGAUAUCACAUCUCCAGAAUCACAGUACACAGGAUCACCACUGUCUAGUUCACCUGUACCAACCGUGUCUGAUCUCACAUCACCGGUGUCCCAGAAGACAGAGACAAUGACUGCAAGUGUUCCUGUACCAACUGUGACGGCUGCUUCUGACGCGACUGUGCUAACAUCACAUAUGAGCCCCAUGUCCACAUCUGCAGUUUCACAGCAAACAACAUCUGAGACAUCGUCUAUUUCUGUGUCACAAAGCGAUGCUGCUUCUACCGAGCUAUAUUCAUCUCAAACAGCCGUGACAUCUGACAUAUCUGAUCAAACAUCUCCAGAAUCACAGUAUACAGGAUCACCACUCUCUAGUUCUCCUGUGUCAUCUGUCACUGAUAUCACAUCUCCAGAAUCACAGUUCACAGGAUCAGCACUGUCUAGUUCUUCUCGGUCAUCUGCGACUGAUAUCACAUCUCCAGAAUCACAGUACACAGGAUCACCUCUGUCUAGUUCUCCUGUGUCAUCUAUCACUGAUAUCACAUCCCCAGAAUCACAGUACACAGAAUCAGCACCGACUAGUUCUGCUGUAUCAUCUAUCACUGAUAUCACAUCCCCAGAAUCACAGUACACAGGAUCACCAGUGUCUAGUUCUCCUGCGUCAUCUGUCACUGAUAUCACAUCUUCAGAAUCACAGUGCACAGGAUCACCUCUGUCUAGUUCUUCUGUGUCAUCUGUGACUGACAUAAAAUCUCCAGAAUCACAGUACACAGCAUCACCAAUGUCUAGUUCUCCUGUGUCAUCUAUCACUGAUAUCACAUCUCCAGAAUCACAGUUCACAGGAUCACCUCUGUCUAGUUCUUCUGUGACAUCUGUGACUGAUAUCACAUCUCCAGAAUCACAGUACACAGAAUCACCAGUGUCUAGUUCUCCUGUGUCAUCUGUCACUGAUAUCACAUCUCCAGAAUCACAGUUCACAGGAUCACCUCUGUCUAGUUCUUCUGUGACAUCUGUGACUGAUAUCACAUCUCCAGAAUCACAGUACACAGGAUCACCAGUGUCUAGUUCUCCUGCGUCAUCUGUCACUGAUAUCACAUCUUCAGAAUCACAGUACACAGGAUCACCUCUGUCUAGUUCUUUUGUGUCAUCUGUGACUGACAUCACAUCUUCAGAAUUACAGUACACAGAAUCACCAUUGUCUAGUUCUCCUGUGUCAUCUGUGACUGACAUCACAUCUCCAGAAUCACAGUACACAGCAUCACCAAUGUCUAGUUCUCCUGUGUCAUCUAUGACUGAUAUCACAUCUCCAGAAUCACAGUUCACAGGAUCACCUCUGUCUAGUUCUUCUGUGACAUCUGUGACUGAUAUCACAUCUCCAGAAUCACAGUACACAGAAUCACCAGUGUCUAGUUCUCCUGUGUCAUCUGUCACUGAUAUCACAUCUCCAGAAUCACAGUUCACAGGAUCACCAGUGUCUAGUUCUUCUGUGACAUCUGCGACUGAUAUCACAUCUCCAGAAUCACAGUACACAGGAUCACCUCUGUCUAGUUCUCCUGUGUCAUCUGCCACUGAUAUCACAUCUCCAGAAUCACAGCACACAGGAUCACCACUGUCUGAUUCUCCUGUACCAGAUGUGUCAGCUGCUUCGACUGUACUAACAUCAUCACCUCUGAGUCUCUUCUCCACAUCUCCUGUGUCACAACAAACAACCUCUGAGGCAUCAUCUGUUUCUGUGUCCCCAAGAGACUCUGCUUCUACUGAGCUAUAUUCAGAUCAAACAUCUGACUCAUCUGAACAAACAUCAGAACCAACUUCACCAGAAUCAUGGCAAACAGCACUCUCAUCAUCAUCAUCAUCUACACCAAGUGGCCCAUCAUCACCUGGGGGUUCUUCUGUAUCAUCCGUAUCUUUUUCUGUGGCAUCUGCGUUUGCUCUUUCUCUUGAAACAAGUCAACCUCUUGUGUCAUCUGUUUCCUCUAUCACAUCUCCAGAAUCACAAUACACAGGAUCACCUCUGUCUAGUUCUGCUGUGUCAUCUGUGACUGAUAUCACAUCUCCAGAAUCACAGUUCACAGGAUCACCUCUGUCUAGUUCUUCUGUGACAUCUGUGACUGAUAUCACAUCUCCAGAAUCACAGUACACAGAAUCACCAGUGUCUAGUUCUCCUGUGUCAUCUGUCACUGAUAUCACAUCUCCAGAAUCACAGUACACAGGAUCACCGCUGUCUGAUUCUCCUGUACCAGAUGUGGCAGCUCCUUCGACUGUACUAACAUCAUCACCUCUGAGUCUCUUGUCCACAUCUCCUGUGUCACAACAAACAACCUCUGAGGCAACAUCUGUUUCUGUGUCCCCAAGUGACUCUGCUUCUACUGAGCUAUAUUCAGAUCAAACAUCUGACUCAUCUCAACAAACAUCAGAACUAACUUCACUAGACUCAUGGCAAACAACACUGUCAUCAUCAUCAUCAUCAUCUACACCAAGUGGCCCAUCAUCACCUGGGGGUUCUUCUGUAUCAUCCGUAUCUUCUUUUGUGGCUUCUGCAUCUGCUCUUUCUCUUGAAACUAGUCAACCUCUUGUGUCAUCUGAUUCUCCAGAAUCACAGUACACAGGAUCAACACUCUCUAGUUCUUCUGUGUCAUCUAUCACUGAUAUCACAUCUCCAGAAUCACAGUACACAGGAUCACCACUGUCUAGUUCACCUGUACCAACCGUGUCUGAUCUCACAUCACCGGUGUCCCAGAAGACAGAGACAAUGACUGCAAGUGUUCCUGUACCAACUGUGACGGCUGCUUCUGACGCGACUGUGCUAACAUCACCUAUGAGCCCCAUGUCCACAUCUGCAGUUUCACAGCAAACAACAUCUGAGACAUCGUCUAUUUCUGUGUCACAAAGCGAUGCUGCUUCUACCGAGCUAUAUUCAUCUCAAACAGCCGUGACAUCUGACAUAUCUGAUCAAACAUCUCCAGAAUCACAGUAUACAGGAUCACCACUCUCUAGUUCUCCUGUGUCAUCUGUCACUGAUAUCACAUCUCCAGAAUCACAGUUCACAGGAUCAGCACUGUCUAGUUCUUCUCGGUCAUCUGCGACUGAUAUCACAUCUCCAGAAUCACAGUACACAGGAUCACCUCUGUCUAGUUCUCCUGUGUCAUCUAUCACUGAUAUCACAUCCCCAGAAUCACAGUACACAGAAUCAGCACCGACUAGUUCUGCUGUAUCAUCUAUCACUGAUAUCACAUCCCCAGAAUCACAGUACACAGGAUCACCAGUGUCUAGUUCUCCUGCGUCAUCUGUCACUGAUAUCACAUCUUCAGAAUCACAGUGCACAGGAUCACCUCUGUCUAGUUCUUCUGUGUCAUCUGUGACUGACAUAAAAUCUCCAGAAUCACAGUACACAGCAUCACCAAUGUCUAGUUCUCCUGUGUCAUCUAUCACUGAUAUCACAUCUCCAGAAUCACAGUUCACAGGAUCACCAGUGUCUAUUUCUUCUGUGACAUCUGUGACUGAUAUCACAUCUCCAGAAUCACAGGACACAGAAUCACCAGUGUCUAGUUCUCCUGUGUCAUCUGUCACUGAUAUCACAUCUCCAGAAUCACAUUUCACAGGAUCACCUCUGUCUAGUUCUUCUGUGACAUCUGUGACUGAUAUCACAUCUCCAGAAUCACAGUACACAGAAUCACCAGUGUCUAGUUCUCCUGUGUCAUCUGUCACUGAUAUCACAUCUCCAGAAUCACAGCACACAGGAUCACCGCUGUCUGAUUCUCCUGUACCAGAUGUGUCAGCUGCUUCGACUGUACUAACAUCAUCACGUCUGAGUCUCUUCUCCACAUCUCCUGUGUCACAACAAACAACCUCUGAGACAUCAUCUGUUUCUGUGUCCCCAAGUGACUCUGCUUCUACUGAGCUAUAUUCAGAUCAAACAUCUGACUCAUCUGAACAAACAUCAGAACCAACUUCACCAGAAUCAUGGCAUACAACACUCUCAUCAUCAUCAUCUACACCAAGUGGCCCAUCAUCACCUGGGGGUUCUUCUGUAUCAUCCGUAUCUUCUUCUGUGGCUUCUGCAUCUGCUCUGUCUCUUGAAACAAGUCAACCUCUUGUGUCAUCUGUUUCCUCUAUCACUUCUCCAAAAUCACAGUACACAGGAUCACCUCUGUCUAGUUCUCCUGUUUCAUCUUCGACUGAUAUCACAUCUCCAGAAUCACAGUACACAGAAUCCUCACCAACUAGUUCUCCUGUGUCAUCUGUGACCGAUACCACAUCUCCAGAAUCACAGUACACAGGAUCACCACUGUCUAGUUCACCUCUACCAACCGUGACUGAUCUCACAUCACCAGUGUCCCAGCAGACAGAGACAAUGACUGCAAGUGUUCCUGUACCAACAGUUACUGCUGCUUCUGGCGCAACUGUGCUAACAUCACCUAUGAGCCCCAUGUCCACAUCUGCAGUGUCACAGCAAACAACAUCUGAAACAUCGUCUGUUUCUGCGUCAUCAAGCGAUUAUGCUUCUACCGAGCUAUAUUCAUCUCAAACAGCCGUGACAUCUGACAUAUCUGAUCAAACAUCUCCAGAAUCACUGCCGUUCACCGACUUGUCAUUUGCGUCAAGCGCGUCUCCAUCAGCUGUGACAUCGCAAGAGUCACAACAGACUGAAUCGUUCACUUCUGGGUUUUCUGUCUCAACUGUGACAGCUGCUUCUAGGAUAACUCCGCUACCUAUGAGCCCCGUGUCUACAUCCCCCGUUUCUCGAUUGUCAUCGACACAUGCAGCGUCUGCGUCACCAGGUGCUUCUCUUUCCACGGAGAUAUUUUCACCUCAAACCUUCACGGCAUCCGAAUCGUCUGACCAAACUUUGGGACCAACUUCAUUCACUUCGACACAUCCAGAAUCGCGGCAAACAACACCGUCCUCCUCAGUACCCAGUGGCUCACCAUCGGCUCAAUAUUCCUCAAUGCCACCUGCAUCGGCUUCAUCAUCGGAAUCCAUGGCUUCUACAUCUGCUUCUUCACGCACAACAUCCACUUUUACGUCUGAGCAGUCAAGUCACCUCACGCGCACGGAGGAAGCGACUCCCUCUGAUUCUCUUGCAUCAACAUCUCCGAAAUCUCAAGAAACAACGCCACCGUUGGCAUCAUCAGCAUCGCCUAGUGCGGCUUCCUCAAGGCCGUCGCAGGCCGUCGCGUCUUCAGCUUCACUCCCGACCGCGACGUUCUCGUCCAUCCCCACGUUAACGACCGUCGCCUUGACCACAGCUGCCGAGUCUCGGGCCUCCGAAGCCCCGGCGACGCUGAACGAGACGAUGGUCGCCAGGGCGGCCCCCGAUCCUCGCUUCUCCGACUCCCCCGACGAGCAGACGUUCAGCCUCAGGUUCAAAGUUCUCAACAAGGAGUUUGUCCCGGAGCUUAGCGAUCGGAACUCGGGCGAGUUCCGACAACUAUCGAGCGAUUUGAAUCAGGAGGUGAAAUCCAUUUACAAAAGCGGUCCACUAUCGAAAUACUUCAAGCGGAGCAGGAUGCAUUCGUUCAGGGAAGGCUCGGUGGACUGCCACGGAACCCUGAAGUUUAAAAGGCCAAAAGACAAAGACAUCCUGGCAGAAGAAGUUCACGAGGAAUUCCUUGAUGGCACAAACGGAGGAAAUGAAUUGGGGGCAUUCGUUCUUGCCUGUGGCAGCAACUCUGUGGAUGACAUACAUCAGGAUGGUGACAAAUGUCAGCUCACGACACCGUACACAUACACGACCACCUCCUCCAGCGAAGCGAGUGAAUCCGAGCAAAGCCAUUCGCCUACCACCACUGCUGAUACCUCCACUCUGCUCGAGUCGGUACCAACGGGGAUGUCACGUAUCGCCCCUGUGACAACUGUGACGACUGUUUCCAAGACAUCCGCACCGACUGCGACUUUGACAUCACCAGUCAUCAUCGUCAUUGUCAUCGUCAGCUGAGACUGCUGAGUCUACAUC
Messenger RNA from Lethenteron reissneri (Far Eastern brook lamprey), 11852 nucleotides. RefSeq lists its product as uncharacterized. Lineage: Eukaryota; Metazoa; Chordata; Hyperoartia; Petromyzontiformes; Petromyzontidae. The record is from RefSeq and is a predicted model, not a curated record.